CCCCCUCCUCAUCCUCCCCGUCCUCACACGCUGGAUCGUUCCAAACAUGUCGGCUGUGUUUGAUAUAAAAGAACAUGUCAUCGAGGGCCAACACAUUCGAGAAUAUCCCCGAGCGACAGCACAUGCACAGGAGGAAAUCCUCCAGCUGGCGGUGAAACAGUACAUCCCCAAAGACAACCCAAAGCCAAAGCCUGGCGAUAUCACCAUCAUCGCCUCUCAUGCAAAUGGUUUCGUCAAGGAGCUGUACGAGCCGCUAUGGGAAGACCUCUUGCACACAUGUCGCCAAAGUGGCGUCAACAUCCGCGGCAUCUGGAUAGCCGACGUGGCCUGGCAGGGCCAGAGCGGUAUCCUAAACGAGCACAAGCUGGGCAAUGAUCCCUCAUGGUUCGACCACGCCCGCGAUCUUCUGCACCUGACCAACGUCUUCCGUGCCCAGAUGCCUCGUCCCGUGAUCGGCGUAGGUCAUUCUUUUGGCGCCAACAUCAUCAUAAACGUCGCCUACAUGCACCCACGCCUCUUCUCAGGCCUCGUCAUGAUCGACCCCGUCAUGAGCAGCCGGAUCCGCUUCGGGCCCUUGUACGGCUUCAGCACCAUGCGCGCCUCGGCAUCCCGGCGUGAUCUCUGGUCCUCCCGACAGGAGGCAGAGCAGGCCGUCCGUAGGAAUAAGUUCUACGCCACGUGGGAUCCGCGUGCUGUGGACAAUUUGAUCAAGUUCGGCUACAGGGAUGGACCUACGCUCCUGUACCCGGACAAGACGGGUGGCGAGGUCACGCUGACCACCACCAAGCACUUGGAGUGCUUCACGUACUAUCGGCCGAUCCUGCAAGGGCCCAGGGAUCCCCACACCGGCAAGAGGACCAUGGACCGCUCUCUGAUCCCCGAUGCUACCAGCGAGGUCGACGAAUUCCCCAAUUUCCCUUUCUAUGGAAACGCCUCGUCCACGACGGCCGCGAGGCUGGGCGAGCUCAGGCCGAGCGUGCUGUGGAUCGCUGGGGAGCUCAGUGCCGUGUGUCCCCCGGAGACGCAGCAGGAGAAGAUGGAGCUGACGGGGUACGGACCGGGUGGCAACGGAGGCGCAAAGGCCGGCAGGGUCAAGGAGUACGUGGUGAAAGGGGUGGGCCACCUGGUGGCCAUGGAGAGACCCAAGAAGAUUGCCGAGCAAGCGGCCGGGUUUAUCAGGGACGAGGUGGAUCGGUGGAGGAGGGAGGAGGAAUCGUAUAGGAAAGACCAUCAUGGCCAGUUCACGCUGAAGAAGCAGUAAUAGACUUGGAUUUGUGGGGAAGACGGCAUACCUUCCUUUCUCGCGUUCCC
Molecule: messenger RNA, 1311 nt
Organism: Cryphonectria parasitica EP155
Lineage: Eukaryota; Fungi; Ascomycota; Sordariomycetes; Diaporthales; Cryphonectriaceae
Product: alpha/beta-hydrolase
Exons: 4
Coding region: 47-1261 (404 amino acids)
Source: RefSeq, a predicted model, not a curated record